UUUGUUGGCAGGUGACUCCCGCUUGCAUACAACGGUUGGAUCUUUUCCAAAAAGAUCUCCAAAGUGAUUGGAAACGGCAUCGGAAUGGAUCCAAUCCGGAAGCAGGGUCUUGCUUGGUACUUGCCUUGCUGGGCCAGGCAACGAUUGAUCCUUCAUUCUUUCGUUGUUGCCAUAAUAUAUACAAUCUGCCAGCAGAUCUCACAACAGAGAACUCCAUCAAUCAAUCAAUCAAUCAAUAGGUCAAGAAGAAGUUACCAUGCCUCCUCCCCACCACGAUCAUCAUCACCACCACCAUCACCAUGAAAUGGAAGAUUGGGACGAUUAUUGGUGGCACGAACUUCCCAAGGACAAGCAAGAUGCUGCCACUGUCCUUGGAUGGACCGAGAAGAUGUGGGACGAUGAUGGCAAGGCGGAUACCGAAGAUUUGGAUUGGGGCGAAUUGAGCCACGAACAAAAAAAGGCGGCCGAAGCAUUUGGAUAUCACCCCAAGUUGUGGGAUGAAGGUCCUGGGCACCACCCUCCUCACCACCACCCCCCUCAUCACCACGAUCAUCACCAUCACCACCCUCACGAAGAUCACAAGCCCGACGGAAAGCCCAAGGAAGAAGAAAAGAAGGAUGGAGACGACGAAGAACCCGAUAUUAGCAACUUGAAUGUCAAUGACGGCGACAAGAAGGAAAGCGACAAGAAGGAAAAGCCUCAGUUCAAAGUAUCCAAGACGUUUGGUGGCGGUGGCGGAGCGCCUUUUGAUCACGGCAACAAUCGGAACAUUUCCAAGAUUACCGUCUUUCACGAUGGUCAUGCGGUGCGCGGACUCGAAGUACACUACGGCAACAUGACAAAGAAGGCGGGAGAAUGCAAGGGCAAGUCCAAGACGCUCGAAUUGAACAAUGGCGAAUUCAUUACCGGUGCCACGGUCCGCAGCAACGAGCUGGUUCAGUCGUUGGCAUUCAAAACCAACAAGGGAACAGAAUUCGGACCCGUCGGUGGAAAAGGAUGGAGUAAGUUGAAUCCAUUGGGAUUUGGUGACAAGGAAGGAGAAGAAGUCAAGGUGCCGGCACCUUUCAAGUUUCAGUUGGUUGGAUUUUCAGGAAAGGCGGGAUCGUACAUUGAUCAAGUGGCCUUUCGAUGGGGACCCGUCCCGCAAAUGAACAAGAAACAGCAGCAGAGCAAGUAGGUUCUGCCUCCCACACAAAAACAACGACGACAAAAAGUCAGCAUUCUGUCUGUAGUCGCUCAUUUGAAAUGAACCGAUGAAAAAGAGAAUGGAUAUCCUCGCAUCGCAUCAAACACACAAGAGCAGUGCUCAAUCAAUACAUAUAGAACUAAAAUUGAACGGAAACGAUAACGACAUUACGCAAAAAUCCGCACACCAUUUUCACCACGUACAUUCGCUAGCAU
Messenger RNA from Seminavis robusta, 1401 nucleotides. The record is from the annotation of a GenBank genome assembly. Lineage: Eukaryota; Bacillariophyta; Bacillariophyceae; Naviculales; Naviculaceae.